Messenger RNA from Monascus purpureus, 7159 nucleotides. The record is from the annotation of a GenBank genome assembly. NCBI's taxonomy places the organism in Eukaryota, Fungi, Ascomycota, Eurotiomycetes, Eurotiales, Aspergillaceae.
AUGGCUUCGCUGGAGCAUGAACGACCUAACGUAAGGAACGGCUCGGGAAGUUCGAGUGCCGGAAGUUGGUUAUCACAAGAGACCGUGAAGGGAGACCAGGGUGAUCGACCGGGCUACGACCAAGCUACUUCAGAUGUUACGCGUAGCUCAUCCCUUUUUCGCCGCAGCAGCGCGAAGUUGGACGGAUUUGAAUCAAGAGGCCGAAGGCCUAAUCGAGGAGCAUUGAAUGGCCCGUCUCCUGACAUUUCCCCAACAGAUCGUCGAAGGGCUUCUGGUUUCAGCAGUCACAGAAAGGCUUUAGCCGUCCUUGGUGCCGAUUAUCCAGCGUCGCGAAUGGGAUCUACUUCGAGCUCUCGGUUAUCGGCUCCAGAAUUUCGCCCUGAAUCCAAUCAACAAGCGUCGAUUAAUGAACGGCCCUCACCUGCUGAAUUUAAAUCCGUCGAUGGCUCUAGUACCUCUUUGAACCACCAUUCAGAACCCGGAGGGGCUCCAGCCUCCCCGUCUCUCCGUCCCGGGCAAGGGCCCGUCUUCUCCAACGAAUCUAUUCGAGCCGAUUACGAUGCAAACCAAAGGAGGCCAUCCAUUGCCAGUGCGACGACUGUGAGCAGUCAAGGUUCAAGGUCAAGCGCCAGCGGUAAAUUCCGAAAAAGAUUGCAGGGGUUUUUUGGUGACGAAUAUCGUAUAUCUGGAGAUUCUAGACCGGAUUCAGACUGUGGAGACAACCAGAAUUUCAGGCGGAAAUCCAGCGACCGUUUCAGGUUCCGCGAGAGGGCUGAUUCUGAAGGAUCACAGAAUAAGCCAGAAAGGCGCUCUGAUCAGUUCAGGCCUAAUACCCCUCUUCCUUCCAGUGAGAUUACUCCAUGGCUGUACCAAAGCUUCAAUGAUAUUCCUCAAUUUGGUCAGGCACCUGUGCGCCAUGUCCCUACUGGACUAGAUGGCAAACGCUUUGCGGGUGAAAAUACAGCCAACUCAUCGGCACAUAGUAUCCCUCAGAGACAUCAAAACCAUAGGCUCUCCAACGGCCACAGACACUCUCGAAGCAAGGAAGAAAAGUCAACAUCCGCUGGUGAAAUAGAAGGACACCUACCACGUCCAGCAACGGGCCGUGAUACUCACUCUGUUGGACUUGGCCCCUUUGGGGACGGCACGAUGAACCCUCCGGCCACACUUGGAGCUCGUUCCACCAGCCCUACGCCAAGUUUGCGAAGUUCCAUGUUCAGGGAGCCAAAUCAAAUAUCACCAGGAACGCCAUCAAAUAAGCGCUUUUUUCUGGACAAGGUACUCCGCAAGGGGCACGGUCAUCAUCUGAAACAUAUACCAAGCUCUACAAAAUCUGCUCUGGAUUCGUCCAGAGGCUCCAAGUCAUCGCGGCGGGACGUUUCCCCAGCCACUCGCGUGAGGCGGGGAAGCCAUGAAGGGAGCUCCACUUCGAGGGAUAUGGCAGGGGAUUCUGACCGGAAGAGGGAUGGAAAGGGCUUAGGCAUUGGUCCUUCCAAAUUCCUCGCACGACGAGGUUUUGGCGCUGAAGCUGUCUCUGGAAGAGACAAUAGACAGCCCGAACCACCAAAUGGCGUUUAUCAGCUUGAUACUGACCUCGAACACAUGGAAGGCAUUGUUGAUCGAGUCCGAGGAUCUGAUGCUGGCUCAGUGCAUGGCGAGGAUGGGCGGUGGAAGGAUGAGUGGUCUGUUGGUCAGUGGGACCCUCCAGAGAGCUGGCAAGUUAAGAGACAUGAUCUUGCUUCGCAGGUGUCAGAAGCAGAAGAGAAGCUUGCUACUAGCUUACUGGAAAAGGAAGGAACUCAAUAUUUUAUCCGAGUGUUUCGAAUAGAUUCCACUUUCGCAACACUAUCGGCUGGUCUGAAUGCGACUGUUGCUGAUAUCCUUCGCAUGCUUGGCCGGAAAUCCUUCUUGCAGGAUCAUCUUAACAACUAUGAGAUAGUGUUGCGCAAAAACGAUUUGUCCAGACAGCUUGACCGUACUGAACGUCCGAUAUUAAUGCAGAAGCGACUACUUGAACAGGUUGGCUAUACUUCGAAAGACAGAAUCGAAGAUAUCGGACGCGAAGAUCAUACUUAUCUUUGCCGUUUCAUAUUCAUGCCAACGAAACUCAGCGGUUAUGCCAGUCUUGAAGGCGAUCCUGGAUUCAAUAGGCUGCAAAAGUUCAGUCAUGUGGAUCUCCAAGGUCGAAGUCUUGCUACCAUUCCGAUUACACUUUACAAAAAAGCCCCUGAGAUAAUCUCUUUAAAUUUGUCAAAGAAUCUAGCUCUGGAUGUUCCCAAGGACUUCAUCCAAAGCUGCAUUAAUUUGCGGGAAAUCAAGUUUAUGGGCAAUGAGGCUUCAUAUCUGCCAGCCAGUUUUAGCCUUGCGAAUCGUUUGACAUACCUGGACAUCUCUAACAACUGCCUAGAGGAAUUGGAUCAUGCACAUCUUGACAGGUUAAAAGGUCUCGUCAGCAUAAAGAUGGCAAAUAACAGGUUGAAAAGGCUACCGAGUUACUUUGGGAAUUUCCAGUCCCUGAGAAAUCUAAACAUGUCGUCGAACAGUUUCCGCGUGUUCCCUGCCUUUCUUUGCAACUUGAAAAGCUUGGUUGAUCUCGACAUCAGUUUCAACAGUAUUGAGGCUCUCCCGAAUAUUGGACUGAUCACUACCCUAGAGCGAUUAUGGGUGACGAACAACAUGCUCAGUGGGAAGCUCUGUGAUACGUUCAAGGGCUUGGUGAAUCUGAAAGAGGUCGAUGCUCGUUUUAACUCAAUAAACAACAUGGACAAUCUCACGCAACUUCCACGCUUAGAACAGCUUUUACUUGGUCAUAACGCAGUCUCGAAGUUUAAGGGAUCAUUUCCAAAAUUGCGGACUCUGGUACUUGACCAUUGCCCUGUAACGCAGUUCGACAUUGACGCCCCAGUCCCGACUCUUACAUCUCUUAACAUAGCGUCCGCGAAACUUGUCCAGUUUCGUCACACCCUGUUUGAAAAUCUGCCCAACUUGACGAAACUGGUUCUCGAUAAGAACCACUUGGUGUCCCUUUCCCCGCAUAUUGGUAAACUUCGGAAAUUGGAACACUUCAGCAUGAUCAAAAACCCGCUCGCGUCCCUCCCGGCAACAAUUGGCUGCCUCACCGAACUAAGAUAUCUCAACAUCAGAGAAUGCAAUCUAAACAAACUCCCUCCUGAGAUAUGGUAUUGUGUUAAACUGGAAACCUUGAACGUUUCCUCAAAUGUUCUCGACAGUUUCCCGAAACAUGGUUCUCCGCCCCCACAGCUCCCGAGUGAGUUGAGCACCACACCUGGGACUACACCAGGUCCUGGCACGCCAUGCAAUGAUGAUUUAGGACCGUAUGACGAGUCAAACGUACGUCGGACUAGCCAGGUCAGUUCUGGGAGCUCUCCUGUGGCUUCGUAUAGGAAGCCUUCUAUCGCUUCUACAUUGGGUAGCAGUGGAAGGAAGGUGUCGUCAGCCUCUCGGUCAGCCAUGGAAGGUGGUUCAUACUAUAGGAAAGAAUCGAACUUUUCUCAACAUGUGGCAACUACGCUUGCUGGUUCUCUCAGGAACCUGUAUCUUGCAGAUAACAGGUUGGAGGACGACAUUUUCCGCGAACUAUCACUGAUUCCAGAAUUGCGCAUUGUCAACCUUUCGUAUAACGAGAUAACCGAGCUGCCACCCGGACUUCUGAAACGCUGGCCAUUCCUCUCAGAACUCUAUCUGUCGGGCAACGAGUUGAUUGCGCUUCCAUCCGAUGAUCUCGAAGAAGGAAGCAAUCUCAAAGUUCUUCACAUUAAUCGAAAUCGAUUCCAAGUGCUGCCCGCGGAACUUUGCAAAGUUAGCAAGCUUGCUAUACUUGAUGUCGGGAGCAAUGCAUUGAAAUAUAACGUCUCCAACUGGCCGUAUGAUUGGAACUGGAACUGGAAUCGGAACUUGAAAUACCUCAACUUCUCGGGCAAUAAACGCCUGGAAAUCAAACCGAAUAUUCCUUCCCUUGGGGCAGCCGCGGUAACUCAUGGCGCUGACUUGACUGACUUUAACUCUCUGACACAUCUCCGAGUCCUUGGGCUGAUGGAUGUCACCCUCACUAUACCGACUAUUCCCGAAGAAAACGAGGACCGACGCGUGAGGACAUCUGCUACGCUAGCAGGCUCACUUGCCUACGGUAUGGCAGAUUUCCUAGGCAAGACCGAGCAUCUUUCUAUCAUUGAUAUGAUUGUGCCGCGUUUGAAACCAGACAACGUGGAGACGCUGGCGGGCAUGUUUGAUGGGCAGACUCAGUCCAGUGGUGGUUCCAAGAUUUCGAAGUUUUUGCAUGAGAACUUCACAUCAACCUUUUCCACGGAGCUCAAGAAAUUGCAGGUAGGGCAAGGAGAAACCCCACUCGAUGCAUUGAGGCGGACUUUCUUAUCGUUGAAUAAAAAUAUGGCUUCGGCUGCAUACAAAUCCAUUGAUGAUCGGGAACUCUGGCAUUACAACCGUGGUUCGGCAGCUGCAAAGCUUCUCAACCAAGAUGAUAUCCAUAAUGGUGGCGUUGCGACUGUCAUGUAUCUCAAUAAUAUGGAUUUGUAUGUCGCCAACGUGGGUAAUGCCCAGGCGUUCCUUGUCAAAUCUGACGGCUCUUCGAAACGUUUGACUCAAAACCAUGAUCCCGCGGAGACCCAUGAAAGAGCAAGGAUCCGCAAUGCGGGUGGGUUUGUGUCUCGCAAUGGAAAACUCAAUGAUGUGUUGCCAGUUUCAAGAGCAUUUGGUUAUUUUCAACUCAUGCCUGCAGUUAUUGCUGCUCCGUACACCACCCAUGUAACUCUGACAGAGCAAGAUGAGAUGAUAAUAAUCGCGUCUAAGGAAGUGUGGGACUUUGUGACACCGGAUCUUGCCGUUGAUGUUGCUCGGGCCGAACGAAGAGACGUGAUGUUUGCCGCCCAAAGGAUACGAGAUCUUGCUAUUGCCUUCGGCGCUACUAACAAACUCAUGGUGAUGAUCCUUGGCGUCUCUGAAUUAAAGAAGCGAGAACGAUUUAAAUUCAGAGGCCCUAGUCUUUCCAUGGGCCCGUCCCCCUUCACCGAAGAACAACAGAUCAUCCCAAGCACCAAGCGUGCCAAGAAGCAACGUGAUGGACCUGGCGAUUCCAGGCUUGCCCGCUUCGACUACGUUGACGCUCCGAUUGGGGAGCUGGCCAUCAUCUUCACAGAUAUCAAGAAAUCAACAGGUCUUUGGGAAACAUGCCCCGAUGCAAUGCGCUCUGCCAUCCAAAUACACAACGAUAUCCUACGGCGCCAACUUGGCAUAAUCGGGGGUUAUGAGGUCAAGACGGAAGGCGAUGCUUUCAUGGUGGCAUUUGCAACUACUACCGCCGCCUUGCUCUGGUGCUUCAAUUGUCAGACCCAGCUGCUUGAAGCCGAGUGGCCUACUGAGAUCCUUGAACAACCUCAGUGCCAAAUACAAUAUGAUAUGGACAAUAACCUGAUAUUUCGGGGAUUGUCUGUUCGAAUGGGCGUGCACUGGGGAGAGCCGGUCUGUGAAAAAGACCCGGUUACUAAUCGUAUGGAUUAUUUCGGUCCGAUGGUAAAUCGUGCAUCCCGAAUCUCCGCCGUCGCCGAUGGGGGUCAGAUCUUUGUGUCAUCUGAUUUCAUGAGUGAUAUUCAGCGCAAUUUGGAAGUAUUUGCCGAUAGUGAACGUGCAGCGAGUACUGGUUCAACCGACGGCGCACUUGACAACCUUGGACACAAUAUUCGCCGCGAACUGCAGCAGUUAAACAGCCAAGGCUUUGUGAUCAAGGACCAGGGCGAAAGAAAACUGAAGGGCCUGGAAAAUCCAGAGCCUCUCUACCUGAUUUACCCACACUCACUUGCGGGGCGGCUCUCUGUCUUGGAUGAACACGGGUCAAAUGCGGGCACUCCAACGACUAUUAGCAGGCAUUCUCAAUUGGAAAUCCCAACGGACAUUAUCUGGCGACUAUGGGAAGUCACGCUGCGCUUGGAAAGACUCUGUGGUGCCUUUGAAGCGAAGGGUAGUGAAAAAAGGCUCAAAGAGCCCAAUAUGGCACUUUUUAACAUGGUUAAGAACCAUGGAGGCGAACUCGCUGACUCGACAGUCAUUAGCAUGGUCGAGCAGCAGGUGACCCGUAUCGAGUUGGCGAUCAAUACGCUCUGGUUGCGGCAAUUGGCACGCCCGUUCAAGCAGACAGACCGGUUAGAAGAUCGUGCAAUGCCAAUUGGCGAGGUGCUAGAAGAAUUGCAAGCGCAACUUGCGGAAUACAGAACCCUGAAGCAGCUUUUCGCCACCAGUGCUGCUAGCAGCGCUGGCCAGUCUGCCAGCACUCCAGAAUUUAGGGAUGUUAGCUACGACAAUUCUAGCUCCUCUUCGUCAUCGUCCUAUUUUGGAUACUCGUCCGCCCCAUGACACUCUUCGCGUUCUAUGAAUGCCAGUAACCAUCUACUCUUCCCUUUUUCUUUUCUUCCCCCCCUUCUAACAUGUGCAAAGUGCAAAGUACAUGAUUGGACUGCAUUACUCUUGAAUAGUGUUUUAUCUAUUUGUUUUCAUUUUGGCGUUAGAUCGGAUGGGCGUGGCAUGUCUAUGGAAGGAGCUAAUGUCUUGUUGCUUCACAUUUUCAUCUGCAUAGUUGUGUUGGCCAGCGGACUCUGGAUAUCAUGGUAGCAAGACGGGAUAAUAGAUGUUUUAGGGCUUCUAAUGGAACUGCGAUGAAAUAAGUGACUGUUUCUGUCAAUUCUACAGUGUAGAUGACCGUUUUGAUUUGAUUUGAUUUGAUUUGAUUUGAUUUGAUUUGAUUACUAUUUAACGUCACUCGGCGGAUCACGUGGCACACGUGACCCGCGGCCUCCCAAGGGGCAUCCGGACGUGCUACCUAAGCAAAGACUCACUAAAAUAAAUACAUGCUUGAAGCAACAAAGCUGGACACUAUGUGUUGGAAAAGAGUGGAAGAAGCACCAGGCGCUACCCUGGCCUGGACUUCUAAAGGUGAGGAACCUGCUUUGGCUACCUUCAGUCGAGCAGGGGUGCCUUUCCCGUUCGUCCAGGUAGAAGCGUAGACUGUUGCACUAUUCAGUGCUUGAGCAGGCCCAAUUUGGGCAUAUAUCCUUGAAAAAGGAUGAAUCUUGCACGAUGUGGCUGAACUCUUCCGCCCCAGCAGCUGUACCUAGUAGCCAGUCAAUUGUAC